This is a messenger RNA of Eruca vesicaria subsp. sativa (arugula), 1815 nucleotides long. NCBI's taxonomy places the organism in Eukaryota, Viridiplantae, Streptophyta, Magnoliopsida, Brassicales, Brassicaceae. The record is from the annotation of a GenBank genome assembly.
AUGAAGUUUAGAACCGCGUUCGUCGCGAGGAGCUCUAGAGUUUUUGGUCGGGGUGAGCUUGUUAGAGAUCCGAGAGAGAUUGCUAUGAAGUAUUUGAAGAGUGAUUUUAUUGUCGAUGUUGCCGCCAUGCUUCCUCUUCCUCAGCUUGUAAUUUGGCUAGUAAUUCCAGCCGCAACCAACGGUACUGCUAACCAUGCCAAUAGCACUCUCGCCCUUAUCGUUCUCGUUCAAUACAUUCCAAGAUCAUUCAUCAUAUUCCCACUUAACCAAAGGAUUAUAAAAACAACCGGGUUCAUCGCCAAGACUGCUUGGGCAGGAGCUGCAUACAACCUCCUCCUCUACAUCCUUGCUAGUCACGUGUUGGGAGCAAUGUGGUAUCUAUCAUCAAUUGGGCGGCAGUUCUCAUGCUGGUCCAAAGUAUGCGAGAAAGAUCACGCCCUCAGGGUUUUGGACUGUCUUCCUAGCUUCUUGGACUGCAAGAGUCUACAGCAACCUGAGCGACAGUAUUGGCAGAACGUUACUCAGGUUCUUUCUCAUUGUGAUGCUACAAGCAGCACUACAAAUUUCAAGUUUGGCAUGUUUGCUGAAGCCUUCACCACUCAAGUCGCUACUACGGAUUUUGUGUCCAAGUACUUAUAUUGUCUUUGGUGGGGUUUAAGAAAUCUAAGUUCUUAUGGUCAGAAUAUAACCACAAGUGUAUAUCUUGGAGAGACCUUGUUCUGUAUUACAAUUUGUAUUUUUGGGUUGAUUCUAUUCACACUACUGAUUGGUAACAUGCAAUCAUCAUUACAAUCGAUGUCCGUAAGAGUUGAGGAAUGGAGAGUUAAGAGACGAGACACUGAAGAAUGGAUGAGACAUCGUCAACUACCUCCAGAGCUUCAAGAACGUGUCCGUAGAUUCGUUCAGUACAAAUGGCUUGCAACCAGAGGUGUAGAUGAAGAGUCAAUUCUCCAAUCUUUACCUACUGACUUACGCCGUGAGAUCCAACGUCAUCUCUGUCUUGCUCUUGUCCGACGAGUCCCUUUCUUUUCUCAAAUGGAUGACCAACUUCUUGACGCUAUAUGUGGAUGUCUUGUCUCAUCUUUAAGCACGGCAGGGACAUAUAUAUUCCGUGAAGGUGAUCCUGUUGAUGAGAUGCUCUUUGUGAUUAGAGGGCAGAUAGAGAGCUCAACAACAAACGGAGGAAGAUCUGGUUUCUUUAACUCCACCACUCUAAGACCUGGUGAUUUUUGUGGAGAAGAGCUUCUUACAUGGGCCUUAAUGCCAAACUCUACACUCAACUUUCCUUCUUCAACCCGAAGCGUCCGUGCGCUAUCUGAAGUUGAAGCAUUUGCAUUAAGCGCAGAGGAUCUUAAGUUUGUUGCUCAUCAGUUCAAACGUCUUCAAAGCAAAAAGUUACAACACGCUUUCAGGUACUACUCACAUCAGUGGCGAGCAUGGGGAACGUGUUUUGUGCAAUCUGCAUGGAGAAGGUACAAGCGAAGAAAGCUCGCGAAAGAGCUCAGCUUGCACGAGAGUAGUGGAUACUAUUACAGAGAUGAAACAGGCUACAACGAAGAAGAAAACUACUAUGGAAGCGACGACGAUGAUUUCGAAGGCGAGAGAUUAUCAAUUGACAACACAAACAACAGCCAAAACCUUGGAGCAACAAUGUUGGCUUCUAAGUUUGCAGCAAACACGAGAAGAGGCACUAAUCAAAAGGCUUCAAGUAGUAGUGGUACUGGUAAGAAAGAUGGAUCUUCUAAUAGUUUGAAAAUGCCUCAACUAUUCAAACCAGAUGAGCCUGAUUUCUCAAUGGAUAAAGAAGAUGUUUAA